Molecule: messenger RNA, 5807 nt
Organism: Terrapene triunguis (Three-toed box turtle)
Lineage: Eukaryota; Metazoa; Chordata; Testudines; Emydidae
Gene: KDM7A
Product: lysine demethylase 7A
Exons: 20
Coding region: 11-2758 (915 amino acids)
Biological process (GO): regulation of transcription by RNA polymerase II; protein demethylation
Molecular function (GO): histone demethylase activity; transcription coregulator activity
Source: RefSeq, a predicted model, not a curated record
UUCUUUAAAGAUGGCCGGAGCGGCGGCGACCGCGACCCCCGUGUACUGUGUUUGCCGGGAGCCCUACGAUGUGAGCCGCUUCAUGAUCGAGUGCGACAUCUGCAAGGACUGGUUCCACGGCAGCUGUGUCAAGGUAGAGGAGCACCAUGCUGUUGAUAUUGAUCUGUACCACUGUCCCAACUGUGCAGUUCUGCAUGGACUAUCCUUAAUGAAGAAGAGGAGGAACUGGCACAGACAUGACUACACAGAGUUUGAUGAUGGUUCCAAACCAGUCCAAGCUGGAACACGGACUUUUGUUAAACAACUGCGGGCUCGCUCGUUCCCAAGUGCUGAUGAAAUCAUUCUGAAAAUGCAUGGCAGCCAGCUGACACACAGAUACCUGGAGAAACAUGGGUUUGAUGUCCCUAUUAUGGUUCCUAAAUUAGACGGUCUUGGGCUCAGACUCCCUCCCCCUACGUUCUCCGUUUUGGAUGUGGAACGCUAUGUAGGUGGCGACAAAGUGAUAGAUGUAAUUGAUGUGGCAAGGCAGGCAGACAGUAAAAUGAAGCUUCAUAAUUAUAUUAAGUAUUUCAUGAAUCCUGAUCGACCAAAAGUAUUAAAUGUGAUCAGUCUGGAGUUUUCAGACACAAAGAUGUCUGAAUUGGUGGAAGUCCCUGACAUUGCCACAAAGCUUUCGUGGGUGGAAAACUACUGGCCAGAUGACUCCGUCUUCCCCAAGCCUUUUGUUCAGAAAUAUUGCUUGAUGGGAGUUCAGGACAGCUACACUGAUUUUCAUAUUGAUUUUGGGGGCACGUCAGUCUGGUACCAUGUUCUGUGGGGUGAGAAGAUCUUCUACUUGAUCAAACCUACUGAUGAAAAUCUGGCUCUCUAUGAAUCUUGGAGUUCCUCUGUCACCCAGAGUGAAGUGUAUUUUGGGGAUAAGGUAGACAAAUGUUAUAAAUGUGUGGUGAAACAAGGACAUACCUUAUUUGUUCCUACAGGCUGGAUUCAUGCUGUGCUCACAUCUCAGGACUGUAUGGCUUUUGGAGGAAACUUUUUGCACAACCUCAAUAUUGGCAUGCAGCUCAGGUGUUAUGAAAUGGAGAAAAGGCUAAAAACCCCAGAUCUUUUCAAAUUCCCUUUCUUUGAAGCCAUCUGUUGGUUUGUGGCCAAAAACUUACUGGAAACUUUGAAAGAACUGCGGGAAGAUGGUUUCCAGCCCCAGAACUUCUUAGUCCAAGGAGUGAAGGCUUUACUUAGUGCUUUAAAGUUAUGGAUGAAAAAAGAACUUGUAACAGAACAUGCCUUUGAAAUUCCUGACAAUGUUAGGCCUGGGCAUCUCAUUAAAGAACUCUCUAAAGUGAUUCGCUCUGUAGAGGAGGAGAACAGCAAACCAGUUAAAACUCAGGGAAUUCUUGGUAUGUGCCCAGUUUCCUCACAUGAAGCAACCUCUCCUCACCAUUCCAGAAGAAAAGUGAGGAAACUGCGAGAUCAUACGAUCAAAGUACCUUCUAAUCUGGAUAUCCUGGAGCUCCACACAAGGGAGGUACUCAAAAGGCUGGAGAUGUCCCCAUGGGAGGAGGACAUAGCAAACUCUAAACUGAAUGGAAGAUUUAACAAGCCCUUUCAGCCAUCUUCUACAGUACCUGAAUGGAGAACAAAGGACAAUGAUCUACGCCUUCUGCUUUCAAAUGGAAGAAUCAUCAGAGAUGAGCGACGGCCAUUUACAGAUCGAAGUCUUUACACGGCAGACAGUGAGGAUGAGGAUGACAGGACGAGGUCAAAAAAGACAAAGACUAUUAAGAUGGAAGACCAGAGCUCAGGGUUGGAAGGACAAGGGACUGCAGAUGCCCAGAAACCACUGAACAUGUUCUUUGAAAGUGUGAAAUCAGAACUCAGGAAUGGAUCCUCAGAGUACUCUGAUAUUUCUGAUUCAGAAGAAUCUGAGCCUGAUUGCACUACUCAGCUAAAUAAUUCCUCUACAGAGGAGUCAGAAAGCUCAGGUGAUGAAGAGAAACAGGAGGUAACAUCAAAUUUCAAGGAGGAAACUAAGAUGAUAAGGGACCUCUGUCAAACUACCCAGAAGCCAUCUAAAAAUGAAACUCCAAGUAAAGGGGAAUGUCCUACCUCGACAAGUACAGAAGAAGAAGCUAUUCAUGGCAUGCUUUCUAUGGCAGGAUUGCACUAUACCACAUGUUUACCAGGUCAUACACAAAGCACAGACUGCACAGAUAAAAGAACCUCUCAUCAGGAACACAGAAGUUACCCCAGAAGUAAGCAUAAGGACAGGCAGCCAUCCCAGAGUCAUAAAACAGAAUGUGGUAAGCACACGAGGGAAGAGGAAAGAAGCGUGGGGACUUCAAUAUGGGCAAGACAGCUAAAUGCAGCUUCCAGGGUUACCCCUCAGGAUACAAGUAAAGCUCAGAAAUAUAUUAAGAAGGAGGGUGCAUCAGAAGCUAGUCAUAAGGUUCAGGAGAAUAGAAAUUUUACACACAGCAAUGGCUUGAGCUUCCAACAUGGCAAGUGCACGCGGGACUCGACCCUGAUCCAAGGGGAGUGUCGGUUGAGUGACGGCAGCCUCAGCCCUGAUAGGCCAUAUGGUGAGACAUCCUUGUCCAUACCCCUUCACCCAACCAAGAGGCCAGCGUCAAAUCCACCCCCUAUCAGCAACCAGGCCACAAAAGGCAAGCGUCCAAAGAAAGGAAUGGCAACUGCCAAACAGCGCCUUGGGAAGAUCCUUAAGCUGAACCGAAAUGGCCAUGCACGCUUCUUUGUUUGAUGUAGCUGCUGCUGCUGUCUUUCCUUCACAGCCAGUAUUGAGGGCAGCAGAGCCUGGAGCUUCUGCUGUUCCUCUGCCCGAAGCAGACUUGCAUGUACCAUGUAGAACACUGCCUAAUGAACAAAAAAACCAAUGCUGCAUUUUCACUGUGCCACACCCGCUCAGCAAUAACCAUUUGGGAAUGGGGAAAUCUUCAGAGAGACAGUGGACUGGGAAACAGUCUCUCAUCAGGGCUUGAAUAUCACUUUGUUGCUGGUAGUGUCUGAGCUAAUUCGUGAGGGGGAGAUGAUAAAGGUGGUUAUCCAUAAUUUAUUUCUGACAGAUUUUUACAACUUUUAAAUUCAUUUUUAACUAUUUAUUUGGAAGACUUUUUUUGUGGGGGUUAUUAAUUUAGAUUUAAGAAUGUGAAGGUUUUUAAUUGUUCUUGAUAAUGUAUGUUUGGUGCAGUGGAGAGCCACAUUAAUGGUGAUUAGUCUGGACUCCUAAAUUUGAUAUUCAGGUUAUAGUCUUAAACAGGGAUGUGAUGCAUUAUUAAUUAUUUUUAAAUUAAGUCAUAUGAAAUCAUAUUUUAUAUUUUUUUUUCCUGCUCUUUAUAAGCUGUUGGUUGGGCUUUUGUUGCCCUGUAAGGUGCAUGCGCUCUGCCAAUUUAGUUCCCUUAGCCUCUCCCCAUUCUGUACACAUUGCUGACUCACCAAAGUGGAAAAGCAAAGACUCUUCUGUCUACAAGGAGAGCAUGAUUAUUCAAGUUCAGUAGCUAACAUGUCUUAAAAAGCACCCCUCCCUCAAAUUGGGGUUUAUGCUCUUCCUUCUGACAUGGUUGGUGUUCGGUCCAGGCCAUAUGAUUUUUCUCUCUUAAGGAGAAAAUAAAAUCGCUUUGAGAAGUUUUGUUUUAUACAACUUAGUUUAAAUGUUAGUACAGAGGAGAGCAACUUUUAUAUUUUCCUGGGGGAUGGGAGAGAGUGCAAUAUAAUGGGUUAAGUUUCAUAUUUCAGAAUAAUUGUGUUGGUUGAAGAAACAAUUCUUAAAAUAUAAAUUGCAGAAUUAAGAUUUGGCAGAUUACUUCCUGUGGUGGGUGGAGGGAGCACUAAAACCAGUGAUAAUCAUUAGUGUACUUCAAAAAUAUAUUUUACUGAGGAACUAAGGAGGCAGCUGAACAUGUGCUGCUUGCAAGGCUGCACAUGAGAGCCAAUUUCAGUCUUAACAGGUGCAUAUGUAAGUGUUGAGUUUAGUAGCUAGCUGAUCUCAGAAUGAUCAUUUGUGCCAUGCUUUACAUAGAGCUGAUAGUAAAUGCCAAUUCUGAAUUACCUGUAAAUAAUGUUGAUUUUAAAUUUGUAUUUUUCUGUAAUAUAAAAUUAAAUAUUUAACUUUUCAGGGUGGGCGGAGAGGGGAACAACUUUACUUGAUUCUGUAAAAAGGGCAUUUUGCAGGGUCCAGCCAAAAGUAAAACAUUGAUGUGCUAGGGAUACCAUCCUGUAUAGUGAGAGUGAAAAGGCUUGGCUUAGCUAUCCAAUUUAUUGAUUUGUCUUAACUCCACUCAGUUUGCCUGUCCUCCAUAUUCUGUCCUGGAUAGCUUCUUCCUGCUGUGCUUAAAAACAAAUUCAACUUUACCUUCCUGAUUUACAUGUAGCUAUAUCCAUGUAUACAACUAGAUUAAAGAUCAGAACUAGCUAGGUGAGGGCCAGCCCAUUUCUGGAUGAGAAAAUAUCAAAAUAUAACAUGGGUAUGCAUUGGGCAAAUAGCAUUCAUGAUUUUUCUUUUUCCAGAACUUGCAAAUUAUUGUUUUUCUCUUCGUCCCCGCCCAGCUUUUGAUUUGAAAGUAGUGUAGACAUCAGAGUUAAUUGAUUUUGCUAACCCAUAGCCAAAAACACAUUGGAUGAGUUCAAACUCUGUUGGCAGACCAUUUUUAUUUAAUGCAUGCUGCCAGCCUUGUUUAGGGUGCUGGGGAAAGGGGACAAUAAAAGUGAUACUCGCAAAUUACCAACUAACAAAAGACAAGGAGCAGUUACUCUACAGGUUUCAAAAGUGACCAGAAAUAAUAAUGUUCUCAGGCAAGAAAUUUUUCAGUCAGUAAUGAUGAGAGGAAAAAAUACUUUCAACAUUCAGUAUGAAAUUUUAAUUCUAUCUUCUGAUAUAUUCUCAUGGAAAUAUUUGAUAAAUGUGUAGCAUGUUAUCAAUACUGGUUUAAAUGAUAAGAAAAAAGCUUACCUCUGAUCUCUUUGUGUCAGCUCAAGGAAAACCAGGUCAUACCUGCCAGGCUUUGAGUAACUGGUUCAGUUCUGGCAAACCAAACCAAACUGCUUUUCUCUUACUGGCUAUCGUUUUUUUUUUAUUUAUUAAUUAAGACAACAGAAGUAUUUCACAAGGGACAUCAAGCAGAAUUGGAGGGGAGUAAAGACUGAUUUUUUUUUUAAUGUAGAUUCUGAGAACACUACUCACUGAAACAGAAAUAUGCCAUAAUGGAAUCUGGAAUUAAGGAGGUUUGGAAUAUGGAACAUACACAAUGCUGCUUUCCCUGUGACUUGUCUGCAGCAGGUCUCUCUUCUAAGCCUCCUCAUUAGCAAAGUAUAUAGCUACCAUCUUACUAGUAGAAAAAGUACUUGGCUGGACCCAUAUAUGUUUAAUGGUUAUUUCUAGUUUUCUUUCUUUUUCCCUUCUCUCCCACUUUUUCAAGGUGGCUCUCCAUUGUAGUGAGUGUACUAAUGUCUCUUCAUAGGCUGUCAACAGGCAGAGGUUCAUUUCCAUUUUCUCCUGAUUUCCAUGCUUCCAGCAGAAGUCUUUAAGAGACUAAAACUUGAUUUGGGGUGAGAGGGAACCUCAGUCAAUCAGUUUAAAAGAAAUGGUCUUGAUAAUUGAUAACAAAUGAGUCUCCUGUUGGUAGCUUGAUGAAGAGGAUGUGUUGAUCUCACUUAUUCAUGUAUUUGUAUGUUGGGAUGUUAUUAUAUUCUUGGAAGAAAACACUGUUGCACCAAGCUUUUUGUAGAUGGACUGAACCUGGUGCUAUAGAGGUGGAGAGAAAAUAACCUGUCUUUUCUCACAUUUCACUUUUUGG